Molecule: messenger RNA, 267 nt
Organism: Trichophyton benhamiae CBS 112371
Lineage: Eukaryota; Fungi; Ascomycota; Eurotiomycetes; Onygenales; Arthrodermataceae
Exons: 1
Coding region: 1-267 (88 amino acids)
Source: RefSeq, a predicted model, not a curated record
AUGGCCUCCAACGCUACCGACUUCGCCAUCCACUACGCCUCCUUCGAGCUUCCUCACAUGAAGCGCGACUCCAUGAACGCCUUCUCGGCUGCUUCUUCCCGCUUCCACACUCCUCGCACUUCUCUUGACAAUGGAAAGCGCACUAUGCCAUCUACCCCGGUCUUGUCCCGCUCUAACUCCAAGACCCGCAUUGGCAGCCCCAAGUCCUACGACUCCAAGGAGCGAAAGGCUGCCCACGCCGAGGCCACUUACCUUGCUCUCCGAUAA